AUUGGAUUCUUCAUCAACCAUAACUUGCAUUCAAAGAGUUAUACAAGACAACUUACAAGCCUCUUUUGCUUUCCAAUCUAAAAAACACUUCUCCCUAAACAUAAUGAUGAACACAAAGAAACUCAUGAAGAUGGCCAAGAAAUGGCAACAGAGAGCAGCCUUAAGGAGGAAAAGAAUCUCAUUCCAGAGAUCAAAUUCUACUACUAGUAGCUCAUCCGCGGUAGAGAAGGGCUGUUUUGUGGUUUACACUGCGGAUCAAGUACGCUUUGCUUUUCCGAUAAGUUACCUGAGUAACUCUGUUAUUCAAGAGCUCUUGAAGAUAUCUGAAGAAGAGUUUGGUAUUCCCACAGAAGGACCAAUCACGUUGCCAUUCGAUUCGAUUCGAUUUUCUUGGAGUAUCUCAUCAAAUUGAUCAAAAGACGAAUGGAUGGAGAUACAGAAAACGCUCUUAUAACGGCAAUCUCUAGUGCUAGAUGUUCUUCACAAUGCUCUAUGCAACUUCAAAAACAUACUAGUACUCAGCUUGUGUUUUAGAGAAUUAGUAUCAAGCAAUUUCUUUGUUUGUAAAGAUUCUACUGUAUUACUAGAUUAGACAGAUCAUUUCAGAAAUACAAAACAUCAUUUUUGUCGUCUCUUUUAGACCGUAUCAUCAUAUGAAAGUAAACUUCAGU
This is a messenger RNA of Arabidopsis thaliana (thale cress), 671 nucleotides long. RefSeq names its product SAUR-like auxin-responsive protein family. The coding region runs from base 104 to 412 and encodes 102 amino acids. Gene Ontology annotation, cellular component: plasma membrane. The transcript has a single exon. Gene Ontology annotation, biological process: response to auxin. The record is from RefSeq and is marked reviewed. Lineage: Eukaryota; Viridiplantae; Streptophyta; Magnoliopsida; Brassicales; Brassicaceae.